Labrus mixtus (cuckoo wrasse) is the source of this 1330-nucleotide messenger RNA. Its product is annotated as phospholipase A and acyltransferase 3-like. Gene Ontology annotation, cellular component: cytoplasm. Gene Ontology annotation, biological process: N-acylphosphatidylethanolamine metabolic process. Bases 172 to 690 code for a protein of 172 amino acids. The record is from RefSeq and is a predicted model, not a curated record. Gene Ontology annotation, molecular function: A2-type glycerophospholipase activity; glycerophospholipid phospholipase A1 activity. The transcript is spliced from 5 exons. NCBI's taxonomy places the organism in Eukaryota, Metazoa, Chordata, Actinopteri, Labriformes, Labridae.
UUUAUUCUGAAGGUCUUCUGCCAACAGGAGCAACAAUCAGCUGAUCUCUCACAGCUGAGCUUUCGUGGCGUCUCUGAAAAACGAAGUGUGGACACGUUAACACGUGCUGAACGUCAUCUUGAGACAUCUUGAGUGAAACCUGUGUUUGCUUUAGAGAUAAAAGAAGCUGACAUGGCCCCCACACUGUACGACAACAAACCAGAGAUCGGUGACUUGAUUGAGAUCUUCCGUGGGUCGUAUCAGCACUGGGCUGUGUAUGUUGGCGAUGGGUUUGUUGUUCACCUGGCACCCUCCGGUGAGGGCCCUAAUGCAGGUGCCAGCAGCAUGAUGUCUGUUCUAACGGAGAAUGCGAUGGUGAAGAAAGAGGAGCUGUGGGCUGUGGUGGGAACCAACCGGUGGAACAUCAACAACAGCCUCGAUGAUAAGUACAAACCUCGCCCUGUUCACGUCAUUGUGAGGGAGGCCUCGGCCCUUGUGGGCGCUGAACUGCCGUACUGCGUCUUCAGGGGAAACUGUGAGCACUUUGCAAAUGAACUGCGGUACGGAAAGGCCGAGUCCCGGCAGGUUCGUAAAGCAGGUGAAACAGCCAUGAUUGCAGGCGUGACUGCAGCUGCUAUUUUUGGCUUCGUUGCUCUGGCUGGAGUUUUCUUUGGAGGCAGCAAAGAAGAAGAAAAGAAGAACAAGCAGUGAUUCAAGUCCCACAUGCCUAAUGAGAGGCUUUAUUAAAAGACCACCAGCAGAGCCUAACUGAUACUUAUGUCUGAAAAAGAAAACAUCUUUAUUUGAGCAAGCAUCUUUAAUUUUGUGAGGAAUUUGGGUGUCUUGCAUCAACAACUUAGCCUAAACCACCUUCUGUCCUUCUUUCUUUCUUCGCCUUGAAUAAUAUUUCAGACUUGUUGGUUUAGGAUUAAUGUACAGUAUUUUUCAAACACACUUCUAAACACAGCACAACAAAAGGUACUGGUAUUUCCACUCAUUUAGGUGCCAAGGUAAAGUAGGUUUAAAUAUUUAAAUAACAAUAUUUGGGGGGUUUGAACAUGACAUGAUAUCUUUUGGAUUGUAGAACAUUUGAGGGUCACACGCCUCAGCGCUUUUAUAUUUACUAAUGAAAUAGUUUGUUGCUUGAAACUAAUUGAAAUGAGAUGAAAUGACACAUCAGAAGUACUACAUAUUAUUUAUUGCACACUUGUGAACUGAGUCAUAAUUUAUUUUCAUUGAUGUCAUCUGCAUUGUUGUUAUGAAAUGUAAAGUUGACAGUGUAAUUGCAAUUUAUAAAAAUGUAGUCUCUCUGACUUUUAAUUGUUUUUCAAUAAAGACGUAUUAAUUAUGA